AUGAUGGUUGACUGGUGGAGUAGAUUACAAGAUAGUGAUUUUGACGAUUAUUGUUGGUUAACGGUGCUACAACAGGUAUGUGUGAAGGCUGUUAGUUUCCGACAAGGUGGAAGAGAUCUUAAAUCUGAGACAAGGGAGUAUUGGUUGAUUAUCGGAGAAGAAGGGGUAUCCGAUCGGAGAAGGAAAGAUGAGAGAGAGGUUGUAGUUAUGAACAAUGAAAAUGGUGGUGAGUGGUGCUUCGACAAUGGUGGCGGGCGAUUCUUCGGCGACGGUGGUGGUCGGUGGUCCGACGAUGGUGGCUCGACGGGUAUUCAGAAUCUCGUAACUUAUUGUCCAGAGCCUAGUUUAUUGAAGUGGAAUCAAGCCAUGGGUGAUGGUCCUAAAGGGAUAGAAAUUUUCCCAGAUCAUUUUAAGGCUUCAACUUCUGAUGUUGAUACCCCUCAAUCAAGAAGUUCGUCACUCUCUCAUACCAAAACUGAAUUUGAGCAUAGUUCAAGCAGCCGAUUGUGGGGUAGCAGAAGAUUAAUGAGUGCUGCAUCUAUCUUGAACUUGUGUAGCCUAAGGAGACUAUCUUGGGGAAAUGACACAGAUGAGCAAGACAAGGUUGUGUUAUCUGUUAAAGAAGUAAAAAGCCUUCGAUCAGAACUUGCUGAAUUGGAGGAAAGAGAAGCUCUUCUGAGAGCUAAAUUGGAACAUAUUGAUGAGAUUCUUCGUUCUGCUCAUCUUUCUGGCUACUUACACAUGCGAAAUAGAUGGGCAGCAUUACCUGGCGAACCUCUCCCUCUUGAUGACAUGGAAAUUGAUGAUUGGCUUCCACGUUUUGUUGUUCUUCUAGGACCAUGCAUCUUCUUCUAUUUCCUGUCCAUGGAUUUAAGUCCUCAGGACUCGUGUCUGUUAUCUGAUGUUGUUGAAGUAGGGCCCAUGCCACAUAUUACUCAAGAAGAAGGGGAAACUCGAUAUUAUUUUUAUAUAAUAACUCGGUAUGGAUUGAGAUACGAGUGUUCAAGCACUUCUAAAAUCCAGGUGGAUAAUUGGUUGACGGCAUUGCAAGACAAAUGCAAAUUGGGAUCUCAAUCAAGCACCACUAUAUGAUUCUAAGUUGUUAAAUAACUUGAUAAGAUUUAGAGUGUGUUGCAUAGGUAGUCGCAUUCAUGGUGGAUUAGGAAAGCUUUUGUACAAAUUAAUAGUGUCAAAUGUGAGACUAAUGGAAUUUGCAAAAAGUGUGCCAAAAAUUCGAUAACUUUUAUGACAUUUUCAGGUGCUAAUCUGCUGUUUUUGAUCAAUGUGUUAUUGGCAGUGGAAUGGAGCGGAGAUCUUUUUGAAG
This is a messenger RNA of Lactuca virosa, 1324 nucleotides long. The record is from the annotation of a GenBank genome assembly. Lineage: Eukaryota; Viridiplantae; Streptophyta; Magnoliopsida; Asterales; Asteraceae.